This is a messenger RNA of Capronia coronata CBS 617.96, 1764 nucleotides long. RefSeq lists its product as uncharacterized. The record is from RefSeq and is a predicted model, not a curated record. The coding region runs from base 1 to 1764 and encodes 587 amino acids. The transcript has 2 exons. Gene Ontology annotation, biological process: SCF-dependent proteasomal ubiquitin-dependent protein catabolic process. Gene Ontology annotation, molecular function: protein binding. NCBI's taxonomy places the organism in Eukaryota, Fungi, Ascomycota, Eurotiomycetes, Chaetothyriales, Herpotrichiellaceae. Gene Ontology annotation, cellular component: SCF ubiquitin ligase complex.
AUGGCUCCAGGAGCUCGGCCUGUUGCGACUGACUCGGUUUCAGAACUGAUCAAAAAGUGCCAGAAGGCCGCGAGUUCCAAGCAGUACAAUGUCGCCCUGGACAUUGCCAACACAGCCGUGCAGGCCUUCGAACGCGACCGAAGCGUGUCUCUCCAGACUCGAGUGACUCUUCUAGACCUUCGAACUGCUCUGCAUAUCCGCAUUGAAGCGUAUGACCAGGCAUCGAAGGAUGCGAAAAUGAUGAUUCGCCUGGACCGCGCCGAUGGUCGGGGCUAUAUCCGAUGUGGGCAGAUUGAACGUCGCAAAGGCAAUAGAACUAUGGCCGUCACCUUCUAUGAACAUGGAAUAAAGCAUGUUGCCGCCUCGGAUCAAUAUUCUCAGCUGAUUGCGAAGGAGUUGGCCGCAGUCAAGGACGAAUUGAGGGUCAUGACUCUCCUCUCCAAGGCCAAGGACCCCAUGACAACUCUGCCUCUGGAGGUAGUUGAAAUCAUCCUGUCCAAUGUUCCAUACAAGCAGCAUGUCCAAAUGUUGCGAGUCUGCAAAGCAUGGAACCGGCUGCUCUGCUCUAUGAGUCCAUUGACAGACACGCUUGCUUUUCCAGACGCGAAAAGGCCUGUUACGCCCAAGAUGCUCCACACGGCCCUUAAACGACUGAGAGAACCAAGAAGAAUCUCCUCUCGCCAUGUGACUGCGGCAUCGUCAGAGAUCCUUGCCAGGCACCUGCAAUUUUGGCACCGCCUUCCAGAACUACAGCACCUCGAGAUUGAUGACAAGUGGAUUCCAAUCUCAGACCUUCCGUUGUCAAGAUAUGGAUUGAGGAGCAUCAUAUUUGGCGCUGAGACGGCCAUAUCCUUCGACCUUGUCCCUGCUAUAUUGAAAGAUUGUCCUAAUCUGGAAAUCGCACAAUUCAAACAUGUGACGGGUUCUCGGCGUGGAGAAACUUACCUCGACCGGAAGUCUCUCCAGUUGCAAUCUGAAAAUCUUCAAGUAUUGAAUAUUGACGUUCACGCACCGAUGGUUGUAGAGUUUGAGCAUACUAUGCUGUUCUCGGGCCUACCAAGUUUGAAGUCACUCUCUUGCAUGGGUCUGUCCUGCUUUGAGGGUUCAGUGGCGACGAAAACAGUCGAUCUUCGCCACAUGAAGCAACUGGAGAAGCUAGAACUGGAACGCUGUACAAUGCCACUUAUUAUGCUUCCUCCAUCCCUCCGGAAGCUGCGAUUCACUGAAAUCAUUUUCGAGGAAGACUCCCUUCAAAGCAGCCGACUCGCUCUUCCGCGACGGCCUAGACCGGAGUACACCCAGCUGGAGAAUUUGGAGAGCCUCGUCGUCUAUGAUUGCCCGGUGUACCCUAUGUUUAUUCAGUAUCCUGCCAAGACGACGGCGCCUGGCAGGUUAGAGGAGUUCAUCAUCAGCACCAGUGAGGAUGCAGUCCCUAUCUACAGGGUACUGUUCCAUACUGGCUGGUCCAGGGGCUUCAAGCGCGUUCACGUCAAAGGCGGGUGUGUCGAAGAUAUUGACCACGAGAUGUUCCUCGAACAUUGCCCUGCACUCGAAGAAUUGUGCCUUGACAGCGCCAAAAUCACAGGGGUAUUCAUCACCGGUCUCCUUCGGGCGAAUCCGCCGAAGUUGCGCAAGAUAACCUUGAAGAAUUGCGAGCAGGUCUCGUCCGACGUAGUCCCGUGGGCUAAACCUCGGGGUGUGGAGGUCAGACUCAUUCGCGGUGGCCAAGAGUUGCGUGGGCGACGAGUGCGUUACUGGGACUGA